Molecule: messenger RNA, 885 nt
Organism: Peronospora matthiolae
Lineage: Eukaryota; Oomycota; Peronosporomycetes; Peronosporales; Peronosporaceae
Source: the annotation of a GenBank genome assembly
AUGGACGCCUCCUCCCUCCGCAUCUCCAAGUUCGAUGGAACUAACUUCCACGCCUGGAAGUUCAAGAUGCAGAUGGUGCUGGAGGAACGGGACCUAUGGGAGGUCGUCAGCGGUGAGAUCAAGGCGGAACAGUGCGAGACUCAGUUGGACCAAGCGACGUACAAGAGGAAGUCAAGAAAGGCGAUGGCAGUGAUCUGUCUAGCCAUGGAAGAUUCCCAGCUACCGUUGAAGAAGAGUCUUGCCAACAAGCUGUUCUUGCGCCGUCGCUUCUUCACGACAAUGAUGGAAGAAGGCGACGAUGUGCUCGAACACAUCAACAAGCUCAAGACGCUGGCGGAACAGCUAGAAGCGGUGAGGGCUCCAGUCUGCGAGGACGAUCUGGUGAUCACACUCCUCGGCAGCCUGAGUGACUCGUAUCAAUUCUUGAUCACAGCUUUGGAGUCGCGCUCAGACACUCUUAGCUGGGAGCUCGUGACGUCUCGACUGCUUCAUGAAGAAAUGAAGCGGAAGGAGCAAGGAAGUAAAGGUGAUGAAGCUUCGCAAGGUCAAGCGUUCAUCACAAGGGACAAUCAGCGCAAAGGGCGACCAGUGAAGAAGUCCUGGCCGUGCCACAAUUCCAGGAAAGAUUGGUCACUGGAUGGCGGAGCGCCCUCGCGCAUCCAAGAAAACACGGAGAGACACCGGCCACAGCGUGCUCAAGACAGCGGCGACCGCUAUCGAUCACAACGUGCAAACGUCGCUCAAGAAGAAGACUCGGGCGACUACCUCUUUUCGAUCGGUGAAACGACAUCUCGCGAAAUCGAGCGACAUCUGGCUGGUCGACUCCGGGGCGACGCAGCACAUGACGUGCUCCAAGAAGUUCAUGCGGAACUACAAGGGGUUUGA